This is a messenger RNA of Carassius carassius (crucian carp), 905 nucleotides long. RefSeq lists its product as uncharacterized. The coding region runs from base 75 to 896 and encodes 273 amino acids. Lineage: Eukaryota; Metazoa; Chordata; Actinopteri; Cypriniformes; Cyprinidae. The record is from RefSeq and is a predicted model, not a curated record. The transcript is spliced from 6 exons.
AUACUUUCGGUUUGUUGUUGUUUAAAGCUGGAUAAACACGCAGUUCUUUUCAAACCUGAACGGAGGAAUCGUUCAUGAUUUUAACCAUGUUUUCAAAUCUUCUGCUGCUGUUCUGCUUUAUAUAUUACAGUGGAACCGCUCGUGCAGGAACUAAACUUCUCCAUGUGACAGGAAAAAAGGGAGACAGCGUCAUCCUGCCGUGUGAAUCUGAGGCCAGACAGAUUUCUCAUUAUCAUUUAAGCAGUUGGUCAAAAACUACCUAUGUUUGUCAGAAUGAAGAAUGUGAAAGUGAAAAUGGACGAGUAUUUAAACCAGGAAACUGUGACGUCGUCAUCAAGGAUCUGAAUUUCAGUGACGCAGGGAAAUAUGUUUUGAGAGUCGAUUACAAUAAUGCACAGUCAAUGCUGGAGCGAUUAACCCUGGAGUACUAUCUUCAUAUUCAGGAUGAGAUUUCUGUGAAAAUGGGUGAGGAGCUGAAGUUGGAUGUUCUGUUGACCAAUACUGAAAAAGUUGUGCAUCAGAACAAAAUCAGCACAGAGUGGACGGUGGUCUGGAAGAGAAGAGCUGGGGUCAUGAGCGAUCGACUGACUGUCAGAGAUGGAAACCUGAACAUUAAUGCAUUAACAGUCACUGAUGCAGGAACAUACAGAGUUCUGGACUUUGAUGAUGAAAUCUUGAUCACAGUGACAGUCACAGGAUCUGGUACAGACUCAAAGGAAAACCACACAGAUGACAAAACUGAUGACACUAAACAAGUUUCUGUACUUGGUUGGAUGAUUCCUAAUGGAAUGGGUUUUUCUCUGGUUGUGCUUUGUCUGACUCUGAUUUUAAUUUUGACCAGGAAUCACAGAAUAUUUCGCUAUAUGUAUUUUAAAUUUGGUUAUGAUUACAGAUAAGAUAUAAUG